GUUGAUAUAACAGUGGCAAACGGCUGUAUCCUGUUUUCUUCGGACAGAGCACUCGAUGACCAAAGCCAGAGACUUUUGAAUCCAUGACAGUCCAUAGGCCCUGCGUGAAUGGAUUUGCUCUCCUCAUCCACAGCAUGCCUUCUCCUCUCGUCCAACCCACGCAAUCCUUCGCUUCUCGGCGGAACAGCUUAGAUCUCUUGAAAAGAUUCACGGAGGCUAGGAAUUUGAAUUUGGGAAAGGCCAUUAAUGCACAGCUGAUCAGGACGUUCCAACUUGAUUUAAUCCAGGCGAAUUAUUUGAUUAAUAUCUAUGUCAAAUGUGGUCAGCUUCAUCUCGCCCGUCGACUCUUUGAUACAAUGCCCGAGAGAAACAAUGUCUCUGGUAAUGCACUAAUGGCAGGCUAUUUUCAUGCUGGGUUUCCAUUGGAAGCGCUUGCAGUGUUUAAAUCGAUGGAUUUGAGCCAGCUGCCUGGGGGCCCAAACGAGUACAUGCUCACAACGGUCCUCGCUUGUUGUGCGGAAGUCCGCGCCCUCGAGGAGGGUCAGCAAUGCCAUGAAUAUGCGCUGAAGUCUGGAUUGGUGUCGCAUUCUUAUGUCAGAAAUGCGCUUCUCCACAUGUACAGUAAGUGUUCAGGCAUGGAAGAUGCGUUGCAAGUUUUCAAGACCAUACCAGGUUUUGAUAUCUUUGCAUUUAAUUCCAUGAUCAAUGGAUUUUUAGAGCAUGGGCAAUUGAAUUAUGCCUUGGAAGUAGUGAGUGGUAUGGUGAAGGAGGUUGCCUGGUGGGAUCAUGUCUCGUACGUUGCUGUUCUUGGCCUUUGCGCGGAUUCAAAGGAUAUGAAGUUGGGAAGGCAAGUUCACAGCCAAAUUCUUAGAAGAGGAGUUGAGUUCAGUGUCUUUGUUGGUAGCGCAAUCGUGGAUAUGUAUGGGAAAUGGGGUGAUGUUCAAAGUUCCCGGCAUGCUUUCGAUAGGCUGCUGAAUAAGAAUGUAGUCUCAUGGACAGCAGUUAUGGCAGUCUGUGUACAAAAUGGAUGCUUUGAAGAAGCCCUGAAGUUAUUCCUAGAGAUGGAAUUAGCUGGUGUUCGGCCUAAUGAGUUCACCUAUGCUGUUGCUCUGAAUGCCUGCGCAGGUUUGUCGGCUUUGAAAAAUGGUGAUGCACUGAAUGCUCAUGCAGAAAAAUUAGGAUAUAAGGCUCAACUGACUGUUGGUAAUGCUUUGAUUAACAUGUAUUCUAAGAGCGGCAGUAUUGAUGAUGCAAAGAGAGUAUUCACAAGCAUGCCUUAUCAUGACAUCAUUUCUUGGAAUUCAAUUAUAACUGCUUACUCCCAUCAUGGGCUUGCUAAGGAAGCUUUGGAAGCUUUCCAUAAUAUGUUGAAAGAGGUGGUUCCAACAUAUGUGACUUUUGUUGGGGUUCUAUCAGCAUGUGGUCACUUGGGUCUAGUAGAUGAAGGGUUCUACUAUUUGAAUCAUUUCAUGAGGGAAGUAGGAAUAGGACCUGGUGUGGAACAUUAUACAUGUAUGGUCGGGAUGCUGUGUCGUGCUGGUCUACUAGAUGAGGCUGAUAGAUUUAUGAGAUAUAAAUAUGUUGAUUGGGACGUCGUCGCAUGGAGAACUCUUUUAAGUGCUUGUCAAGUACAUAGAAAUUGUGGUCUUGGUCAGAAAAUUGCUGACCAUAUCCUUAAGUUGGAUCCUGAUGAUGUAGGAACGUAUAUCUUGUUAUCUAAUAUGUAUGCUAAAGCAAACAGGUGGGAUGGAGUUGCAAAAGUUCGGAAGUUAAUGCGAGAAAGAGAUAUUAAGAAAGAACCUGGAGUCAGCUGGAUACAGGUGAGGAAUGAGACCCAUGUUUUUGCUUCAGAGGACAAGAAACAUCCGUGGAUGAGCCAGAUCAAUGAGAAAGUAGCAGAACUAAUAGCCCAAAUAAAGCUAAUUGGAUAUGUUCCGAACAUUGCUAGUGCAUUGCAUGAUGUUGAGGAUGAGCAAAAGGAAGAGUACCUUAGAUAUCACAGCGAGAAGCUGGCUAUUGCUUUUGGGCUUAUUUGCACACCGCCAGGCGCACCUAUCCAUGUCAUGAAGAACCUUCGUAUGUGUGAUGAUUGCCACAUUGCCACAAAACUUAUAUCAGUCAUCGUAAACAGGAAGAUAAUAGUUAGGGAUGCCAACCGCUUCCAUUGUUUUGAGAGUGGAGUAUGCUCUUGCGAUGAUUACUGGUGAUCUGGGGAAAAAAAAGCUCUCUCAAAGGAUAACAAAAGCAGAAGAUUUGCUGGAUCAUAUUGAAAAUGCGUACUCCUGUCUUGGAGCUGCUCCUGCACAUGCGGUCUGCUGAUGCUGAGCUCUUUGAGUUAACUCUCUAAAGUCUUAAACGCCCAUCCAGAUUUUCGUGAGAUAUUCCUGUGAUUGGUUCCAGAUUCCAGCUCAUCAGGGUACUUCAGAAAGCCUUGCCCAGAUUAUCACAUGCCGUGUCUGCUGCAUCAUAAUCAAUAAACAAUUUGUGUGAGAUCUCUAAACAGUGAACAGAGGGUAACAUGAAAAAAAGCAGAUGCAAGCAGCAAGUUCGCCACUAUUUCUUGGCUGGAGGUUAGCAGCAUGAUCCUUGCACUAGGAUUCAUAAGGAAGGAGAUAUGAAGGUGCAUAAUCUAUAAAGUAUGCCAUUGACUUCUCAGGGUCAUGUACUGCAACUAUAUGGCUGGUGUACAAUUUCAACUAUGCAAGCUGUCUGAACUAUAUGGCUUGUGUAGAAUCUCAACUAUGCAAGCUGUAUGUUAUAGUGUCUCCAUCUAGCAUAUUCACAUCAGUUAAUUUAUCUUUCA
Messenger RNA from Phoenix dactylifera (date palm), 2803 nucleotides. Its product is annotated as Pentatricopeptide repeat (PPR) superfamily protein. Gene Ontology annotation, molecular function: protein binding; RNA binding; zinc ion binding. Lineage: Eukaryota; Viridiplantae; Streptophyta; Magnoliopsida; Arecales; Arecaceae. The record is from RefSeq and is a predicted model, not a curated record. Gene Ontology annotation, biological process: RNA modification.